AGGAACUGUGAUAAGAGUAUAUUGAAGCAUGUUGGAACAUGCGACGUGAACGAAUCUAUAGACUAAAUAGACAAUUUACAUAUAUCACAAAGUGCGUUCGGGGAGAUGUGUAGUACUAUUUAUAUUAUUCUAUCCUAUAUUGUUUUAUGUAAACAAAGAGAAUAACACAAAUAGCGCUAAUAACGUCGUCUAAUAUCUCUCUGAACACGCUUACGAUAUCAUGUUUAUCACAGUGACAGAAAUCGCUUAACAACAAAAGUUGACACUCAUUAUGUAUAGAUUUUCUCGACAGCUGUGUCAAGCUUUCAUAUUAUCAAGUUGUUCUCGCAGAAAUCGACACGUAUUGACGAGUUGUCGACAAUUUUUGGAAAAUACCUUUAAUCGUCCGAGUACAGACAAUCCGACAAGGAUUUUAUAUUCUUCAAGUAUACCAUAUCAGGAAAAGAAUAUUGAAGUUCUGUGCAAAAACGGAAUGGCAAUAAAAGAAGAAUUUAUAAUUUAUUAUGAAGACUUACUGCGAGAAUUAGAGAAGGAGAAGCCAGAUUUUUUGCUCUUUGAUGUUAGAGAAUCUGAAGAAAUUGAAUCUUAUAGCCAAACACCAAAAAUCAUUAAUAUAAAAGAGGAUGAUGUCGUUAAUGAACUCAUAAACCUUGAAGACAAAAAUUUCCAAAAAAAAUAUGGGAUAUCUAAACCAGAUCAACACACAAAAAUGAUAUUUAGUUGUUACUCUGGUAAAAGAGCUGAGAAUGUGGUAAAAAAGAUGAAUGAAAAAGGAUACACACAGGUAUAUUUAUAUAGGGGAGGUUUCAAAGCGUGGCAUGAUAAACAAAACUCGAAAAGACAAACUUUCAUAAUCAAAUAUGAUCAGUUAUUGAAAAAUCAAAAGAAAUCUGAUGUUCUGAUCAUCGAUGUUAGAGAACCUGAAGAGUUAGCUGAAACUGGCAAAAUACCAGAAAGUAUUAAUAUAAGAUCGAGUGAUGUUGUUAAAGAAUUCAAAGAACUUUCGGAGGAGGCUUUUGAGGAAAAAUACAAUAAAUCCAAGCCGACUGAAGACACAAAGAUCAUAUUUAGUUGUCACUCUGGCAAGAGAUCCGAACGUGUUCAAAAACAGAUGCAGGAAUUGGGAUACAAACAGGUAUUUAAUUUUGAAGGAGGUUGGGAGGAGUGGAAACGAAGAGAAGAAAAAAAGAAAAAAUAAAAGAAGAACGAUAAUGGAAUAUAAAAGAGGAAUUAGAAUAUUUUCAUUAUUGCACUGAUUUUUAACACACACACACACACACACACA
This is a messenger RNA of Atta colombica, 1285 nucleotides long. RefSeq lists its product as uncharacterized. Gene Ontology annotation, cellular component: mitochondrion. The record is from RefSeq and is a predicted model, not a curated record. Lineage: Eukaryota; Metazoa; Arthropoda; Insecta; Hymenoptera; Formicidae. Gene Ontology annotation, molecular function: thiosulfate-cyanide sulfurtransferase activity. The transcript has 6 exons. The coding region runs from base 272 to 1198 and encodes 308 amino acids.